Molecule: messenger RNA, 1869 nt
Organism: Camelina sativa (false flax)
Lineage: Eukaryota; Viridiplantae; Streptophyta; Magnoliopsida; Brassicales; Brassicaceae
Source: RefSeq, a predicted model, not a curated record
GGUUCACAGAAAGUAUGCGUUGAGUCACCUGGAGGACAUGAGCUUCAGCUUUCUGACUCAUGCAUGUCCUUUGGGAGCAAUUCAAUAAAGAUAGAUGUCUCAAAUCCACAGCCUAUUCAUCUGAAAGCCGAGAAAUAUCUUCUCAAAGGUCUGAUAAAUGUGGAAUCUAGUUCAACCGAGAUUGAGUCUGAAUUGCCAGAGAAUUUCAUUGUUGAUAUUCAAGACAAGGAAGGACAUGUUAUCAACAGUAUUGCUGCCAAACUUACAUCUGAUGGGCGUGGCGUUUAUGAGUACUAUACCUGGGCCAGCCUUGGUGAAAAGAUAAGCUUUGUUCCUCGAGAUUCUAGGGGCAAUGUGGAGAAGAAGAUGUUGUUUUAUCCUAAAAAGUAUCAUGCUGUAGUGUCAAAUGGCGGAUACCAAGCUUCAGUUUCUCCAUUUACUGGUCGGCUUGGUCUUUACAUACAAGGAUCGGUCUCUCCUCCUCUUCCUGGUGUUAAUAUCAAUGUUUCCGCUGCAAAAGACAGCCUGAUUUCUUCACUUAAGAAAGGUGAAGUAGCUAUUGAAACAAGCACGUCAGCAGAUGGUUCAUUUGUUUCCGGGCCAUUGUAUGAUGAUAUAACAUAUGCCACAGAGGCUUCAAAGCCUGGCUACCAUAUUAAAAGGCUAGGACCAUAUUCCUUCUCCUGCCAAAAGCUUGGUCAGAUCUCUGUGCGCGUAUACUCAAAGGACAAUGGCGAGACGUUAAUCCCUUCGUUGUUGUUAUCAUUAAGUGGCGAUCAUGGUUACAGAAAUAAUUCUAUAUCUGGCGCUGGUGGACAAUUUGUAUUUGAUAGCCUAUUCCCUAGAAAUUUCUACUUGCGUCCCCUUCUUAAGGAAUAUUCUUUCAAACCUUCAACAAUGGCAAUAGAACUUGGUUCUGGGGAGUCCAGUGAAGCUGUAUUUGAGGCUACUCGUGUUGCCUACAGUGCAAUUGGUAGAGUUGCUCUCCUAUCUGGCCAGCCACAAGAAGGUGUUGCGAUUGAAGCUCGCUCUGACUCCAAAGGAUACUAUGAGGAGACUACAAGCGAUAUUAAUGGAAAUUAUCGACUGAGAGGGUUACAUCCAGAUGCAACAUAUGUAAUCAAAGUGUCGAAAAAAAUUGGUUCAGGCAACAACAAAAUUGAACGUGCAUCUCCAGAGUCGGUUUCUCUUAAGAUUGGUUACGAGGAUAUCAAUGGGCUCGACUUUUUGGUAUUUGAACAACCAGAAACGACCAUAUUAGCAUGCCAUGUUGAAGGAAAACAAAACGAAGAACUAAACUCGAAUCUGCUAGUGGAGAUCAGAUCAGCCAUUGAUAAAUCUAAGAUAGAGAAUGUCUUCCCGCUACCACUCUCGAACUUCUUCCAAGUGAAAGGCUUACCUAGAGGUAAACACCUUGUGCAGCUUAAAUCCAGCCGUCCUCUUAUCUCACACAAAAUAGAAUCAGAGAUUAUUGAAGUUGAUUUCGAGACAAAUGCCCAAAUCCAUAUCGGUCCACUUCGGUACAACAUCGUGGCGGAUGAUCAGAGUCAGGAAGUGACACCUGCGGCUAUUUUGCCACUGGUCAUUGGCGUUUCAGCAAUUGCUCUGUUCCUCAGCAUCCCAAGGUUGAAAGACAUAUACCAAGCCACGGUUGGGAUUUCGUCUCCCGGGUUCACUGCAUCUGCCAAGAGAGAGCCUCGAAAAGCUGUUGCUAGAAAGACGACGUUCUGAAGAAAUAUUAUUUUAAUCUUCGGUUUUUUUCCUUCUUCUUUGUUUUGUUACAUAUCUUUAGAGUGAAUUUAUUCGAAACUUGCAGAACAAUGGAUACUCCUCUAAUCCAUUUAAAUUUUAGAGAAACAUUUUGCUCAA